Messenger RNA from Mytilinidion resinicola, 1500 nucleotides. RefSeq names its product MFS general substrate transporter. Bases 1 to 1500 code for a protein of 499 amino acids. The transcript is spliced from 2 exons. Gene Ontology annotation, biological process: transmembrane transport. NCBI's taxonomy places the organism in Eukaryota, Fungi, Ascomycota, Dothideomycetes, Mytilinidiales, Mytilinidiaceae. Gene Ontology annotation, molecular function: transmembrane transporter activity. The record is from RefSeq and is a predicted model, not a curated record.
AUGGUUCACGGCCACGAGAAAGAGCAAGGAAAAACCCUAGCUCGUACCCCAGAGGACUCCCUUCAAGCAAAUGACCCGGACAACCCCUUCAAUUGGUCCCCAACAAAGAAAUGGAGCGUAACUUUAGUCGCCUGCUACGUAACCUUCAUCGUGGGGUUCAACGCGACAGCCCUCACAGCCGCCGUUAACGAAACUAAUGCCCAAUUCCACAUAUCCGAUGCCUCGUUUCCGCACUCCGUUUGGCCCGUCACGGCAUGGAACACAGGCGGUGCUUUAGCUCCAAUGGUUGUGCUUCCGAUUAUGGAAGACUACGGCACAAGACCUGGGUACCUCAUUACGUAUUUCCUAUUUGUCAUCUUCGUCAUCCCUCAAGCUGUAGCGCAGAACUUCGCAACGUUCAUCGUUUGCCGCUUUUUUGCGGGAUGUUGCGGAGCAGUACUUCAAGACGCAAUGGAUGGGAUUAUUGCAGAUAUAUGGGCGGAGGCUACUCAGCGAAGCUUACCGGUAUCGUGCUACGUUUUCGCGCUUCUUGCGGGUGUGAGUAUAGGACCAGUCGUCGGUGGAGCGAUUAUGGAGAGCUUGAGUUGGCGAUGGAUCUUCUACACCCAACUCGUAAUCUACGGCGGCUCCGCCCCCAUCGUGUUUCUCAUCUUCCGCGAAACCCGCUGCCCCAUCAUCCUCUCCCGUCGAAAAAAACGAAAUCACCAACAUCCACCUGAGCUCGACGAUGCCAACCCCAACACCCCAAACACUGCCAAACACCCCAUCCCCCUCACCGCCCUCAAAGCCUUCCUCGCUAGCAACAUCCUCCGCCCUCUCCUCCUCCUCACCACCGAACCCGUCGUUGCCUCCUUCACUCUACUCUCCGCCCUCUCCUACGGCCUGCUCUUCCUCGCCACCCAAUCCGUGCCCCAAGUCUACGCCGCCCUCUACGCCUUCUCCGAACCUUCCACCGGCCUAAUCCAAGCCUCCAUCGUCGUCGGCGAAGUCCUCGGCUUCCUCGCCUGCGCCUCCAUCGGCGACCCCUACUUCGCGCGUGCCUCGGCCGGCACCGCGCGCAUCCUCGGCGGCCCUCCCCAGCUCCCCGAAGUCCGCCUCUACCUCGCCAUCCCGGCCUCCUUCAUCGGGCUCGCUGGCGGGCUGUUCGUGUACGGCUGGACCGCCUACGCCGACGUCACAUUCUGGGCGCCGGCCGUCGGUCUUUUACUCGUCGGGUUUGGCAGCGUGGUGGUCAUGCAGGCGAUCAUGAUGUACAUCACGGACGCGUACGCGAAGUACGCGGCGAGCGCGUCGGCGGCGGUGUGCUUUGGGGAGAACAUGGCGGCGGCGUUCUUGCCGCUCGCGAGCCAGAGCAUGUAUAGCAAUCUGAGAUUUCACUGGGCGAGCAGCUUGCUGGCGUUUGUGGCGGUGGCGUUGAGCUGUGCGCCGGUGGUGUUGGUGUGGAAGGGGCGGGCGAUUCGGGAGAAGAGUCCGUUUAUGAGGGAGGCGAUGGUUGGGUAG